This is a messenger RNA of Aethina tumida (small hive beetle), 2347 nucleotides long. It is a transcript of the gene Golgin104, whose product is annotated as coiled-coil domain-containing protein 186. The record is from RefSeq and is a predicted model, not a curated record. Gene Ontology annotation, biological process: vesicle cytoskeletal trafficking. Gene Ontology annotation, cellular component: trans-Golgi network. The coding region runs from base 106 to 2196 and encodes 696 amino acids. The transcript is spliced from 10 exons. NCBI's taxonomy places the organism in Eukaryota, Metazoa, Arthropoda, Insecta, Coleoptera, Nitidulidae. Gene Ontology annotation, molecular function: small GTPase binding.
UUUUAUGACAAUGUGGCAACAUUGCCAGUCACAGUUUUGACGUUUGUGUAUGUGUGUAAACAUUCCAGUAUGUUUUAAACCCAAUAAGAAAUUAUUUUUGUUAAAAUGUCCGACUCCACGAAUGAAACAAAACAAACGGACGAAGCAGAGGAGGCUAAUAAUGUAGGGGAUACAGAGACUGAUUGUAAUGAAAAUGUCUCUGCCCCAGAUUCAAUUCAGAGUCAGCCUCUGGAUUGUAACAAUGGGGAAUGUGAUCGACCUGAAACUGUAUUAAAGGGGGAACACCAGACUGAAAUUUAUGAUAAGCUGAAUGAAACAAUAACGUAUCAUCAGAAGAUUUUAGAACAAAAUACCCAGAGCAUUAAACAGCUGGAAGAUAAAUGUAGUCAACUGGAAUCUAUAAAACAUGAACUAGAAGUCAAAUUAGAAAAUGCAGUAAAACUAAGGGACAGUGCCACUAAAGAAAAGGAGAGCAUGGUGAUAAGGUAUGCUGUCAGUGAAAAGAAUAUUAUCAAAGAGAAGCAACUUAAGGAGGCCUCAGAGAAAAAACUGAAGGAGAUUAUCAGAGAAAAUGAAAUAUUGCAGCACAAAGUGCAAACAAUGGUGUCUGAAAAAAACAGAAUUUGCCAAAUGUUGGAUAACAAGUGUUAUGAACAUAAAACAGCACAACAAGAGUUGGAACGAACUAAAGCUGACUUAACAGCUCUUGAAACAAAGCUGAAAUGGUCCCAAAACAGCUUGAAAACUGAAAUUGAGGCCCACAAAGACUGUCAGCAAAAGCUAGAACAAGCAAAUGCCAAACUGCAGGAUGUAGAUGAUCAAAUUGAGACUGCCAAAAGAGAAGCAGAGAAUUCAAUAAAGGCCUUCCAUACUUCACAGGAAAAUAGGGCUUAUGCCUUAGAUCAACAAGUCAAAGAGCAGCAGGCCCAACUAAUAUUAUUAAAACAUGAGAGGAGCGACAGGGAACAACAGAUAAAAACCCUACAAACUGAGCUGGAACGCCUGCAAACCAAACAAAAGGAGAUGCUCCAGGAAAACAACGACUUGUCACUGAAGGUGCAACACUUGGAGAAGGAAAGACUGGACUACGAACAAAAGCUGAGCGAGCUGCGAGGGUGCGCCGACCAGCAGCGCCAAGACGUCGCCGACCUCCAGGCCAAAUCCGUGCAACUUGAACAGCUCAAGCUGCAGCUCAAACACGAACAAGACCAACUGUCGGCCUGCAACGAGCAAAUGUCGUUGCUGAAGCAGCGGAAUUCGGAGCUGGAGAGCGACAUGGAGUCGUGUCACGUGCGUGAGGCGGAACUGCUGCUUUUCACCCAACAACUGACGGACAAGAACGUGCGCCUUCAGUCGGAGUUCACGGCGAUGGAGACGAAGGUGCAGCAGCUGACCUGCGAGCAGACGUUGCUGAAGAGGCAGAUCAAGGAGCAGGAGACCAAGGCGGGGAUGCUGUCGGCCAAACUGUCGGAAGAGAGGGUCAAGUUUGCGGAGGAGAACGAAGCGUUGACGAGGGAUUUGGCGGAGCAGACGAAGAACUGCGAGGCCUACAAGCAGGAGGCCAUUGACCAGAAGGGCGAGAAUUCUGUGCUCAAGAGGAAGUUUGAAUUGUCCUUUAGGGAAGUUAACAAGGAGCUACAGCAGUGUAGGAAGAAGCUGGAACAGUUUGAAAACAUUGGAUCAUCAACCAGCAAUAGCAGCUCCAAUACAUCACUGAAUACGACUGAAAAAUUGAACGAAUCUCCACAGCAAAUUGAGCAAGUCAAGGUGAUCCAACCAGACGCAGUUUUGGACAGACAAACCCUCAUAGAACAUAUUGUUAAGUUGCAAAGGAUAAGUGCCAAGAAAUCAGAAAAGCUGGACUUUUUGGAGGAGCACGUGAACACGUUAGUUUCCGAAUUACAAAAGAAAACUAAACUGUUACAAACCUACAUCCUUAGAGAACAAUCAGGCACAUUAACCAGCAACUCAAUGGAUUCCAAUAAGGCGAAGUUAGCGAAAUUAAACGGCGUUAUGGCUUCUAUGUAUAGUUCUCGCAUUGUUGAUGAGAGUUUAACACUUGAACUGUCUUUGGACAUCAACAAAAAGCUGCAGGCUGUACUAGAAGAUGCACUGUUAAAAAAUAUUACUUUAAAGGAAAACGUUGACACAUUGGGAUCUGAAAUAGAUAGGCUAAAUAAAUUGUUGAAGACUUGAUGUUAUUGUCUAUACUGUGUCAUUGUUAAGUAUUAAAUUAUUGUGCUUGUAUUAUAUAAUAUGAUGUAUAGUUUGAUCUCAUUAUCUUUAUCCUGUAUGUAUGUACUUAAAAAUAAAUAAAUGCCUGUUAUAUUAAGACUUGACAUUAAAA